AUGUCCAAUUUGAGGGUUUUAAUCGUGGGCGCAUCUAUUGCUGGGCCAACAGCUGCAUACUGGUUUGCCAAAACGGGGGCAAAAGUCACAGUCAUAGAAAGAUUUCCGCAAAUGCGAAUCGGCGGACAAAACGUUGACAUUCGGACAGCUGGUGUCUCAGUAAUGAGAAAAAUGCCCGGGAUGGAGGAAGCCGUGCGAGCCAACAUCGUGCCUAUUGAAGGCAUCAGCCUGGUGCGUGAGAACGGCCAGCCUUACGGAACCAUGACUGCUACCGGAGACCCUGAUCAACAGUCGCUUGUGUCGGAGUAUGAGAUUCUGCGCGGUGAUCUGGCAAGCAUUCUCUACGACUUGACCAAGAACCACGAGAAUGUCAAUUACGUCUUCGGCGAGCAAAUUGCCUCUAUGCAACAAGAUGAAAACAACGACGAAUCUGUGACGGUUGAGUUCAUGAAUGGAACUCCCUCCUCGCGGUAUGAUCUCGUCGUCGCUUGUGACGGGGCCACGUCCCGAACUCGAGCGAUUGGACUAGGGUGUAGCGUGCGAGAUUAUAUUCAACCGGUGAAUGCUUGGACAGCGUUCUUCUCCAUGAAAAAGGACCUUCUUGACGGGCGCCAGAUAGGCGAGGGAUACAGCACCAUUGGUGGCCGCACCAUCUUCAUUGGACCCGAUGCGACUGGUGGCAAUCGCGUCGCGCUGAUGGGAAUCCGCCCUCACAACGAUCAAGACUCCAUCCGCCACUUUCGCAAAGCAAGCAAGCUUGGAAACGAGGAACUGAAGGGAUUCCUUGCUGAACACUACAAAGGUGCCGGCUGGAAAAGCGACGAGGUCAUCCAGGGUAUGAUGGAAGCAGACGACUUCUAUGGUAGUGAAAUGGUCCAAGUGAAGAUACCAACUUUAUACAAAGGACGAUUUGCAUUAGUAGGCGAUGCAGGCUACGCAACUGGCCCCACAGGCACGGGUACUAGUCUAGCGAUGGCUGGCGCCUACAUAUUGGCCGGCGAGAUCGGAAAGCAUCGCGGUGAAGUCGCUGCCGGGUUAAAGGGGUAUGAAGAACAGAUGCGUCCUCUGAUCAACGAGAUGCAGCGGAUUCCACCCCUUAUCCCGAUGAUUAUUGGCCCUCAGACAGCCUGGGGGAUCUGGUUGCGAAAUGCCAUCUUCGCGUUUAUUUGUUGGAGCAGAAUUCCGUCGCUCUUUCAGAGGUUUUUUGGGGGCGCUUCUGCACACUCGGAUGAUUAUAAAGUGCCAGAAUACCAAUGGGCAGCUUAA
Molecule: messenger RNA, 1266 nt
Organism: Penicillium nucicola
Lineage: Eukaryota; Fungi; Ascomycota; Eurotiomycetes; Eurotiales; Aspergillaceae
Exons: 1
Coding region: 1-1266 (421 amino acids)
Molecular function (GO): FAD binding
Source: RefSeq, a predicted model, not a curated record